AUGGAGAUAGUGCCGGAGUUAGUGGCCGAUUCCAAACUGGACACUAUCUUCAAGAAAGGUUUCACCAUCCAUCAUGUUCGGACGCCGGAUACGACUCCUCUUCUCGGGAAGAAUAACAAGAAGGAGAAGUGGGAGCAGACCGAACAACUCGGCCAGGGAUCGUUCGGUACCGUUUGGCUGCAGAAGCUGGUAGGGGCCGGCGGCGACAGUGACUCAAAGAGACGAGCCGUCAAGAUCAUCAAGAAGGGGCCUAAAGUCGACUACAAGCCUGAACUGCAUGCGAUAGCGAAGUUCUCUCAGGAGAAGUUCAGUUCAUCGUUCGUCAAGUCGCUUGGAUGGUACGAUGAUGACGAACAUGUAUACAUCCCGAUGGAAUAUUUUCCUCAUGGCGAUCUAGGCCGCUAUCUUGACAAGUUCGGCCCGCUACCAGAGCACGAAGCCCAAUGCAUCGCCCAUCAAAUACUCGUCGGACUCAAGAGUAUGCACGACAAUGAGUUCGCUCAUCGUGAUCUGAAGCCACAAAAUGUGCUAAUCAAAGAGUGCGGCCCUAACUGGUGGGUCAAGCUCGGCGAUUUUGGAGUCAGCAAACGUAUGCAAGACGCCGCGUCGCUUAAAACAUAUACUGGCACGGAAGGCUACAUGGCACCCGAAAUUCUGAUAAGAAAAGGUUGGGUCAGCUGUGAGGAUCUCCUUGGACGCAAAUCGUACACCAAUGCCGUGGAUAUAUGGGCUUUGGGCGCACUAGUUUUCCAGACUCUCACUGGCAGCGAGCCUUUUGAAAAGGAUUUGGGAUCGUACGUUGAGGGCAAAACGCCUUUUCCUUAUCACAUGUUGCAAGCGCAAAGCAUUUCACGGAAAGGAUGCGAUUUACUUGAGAGACUGUUGCAAGUCAUUCCUGAGAAUCGUCCCAAAGCAGACGAAGCUCUUGAAGAUCCCUGGCUCAAAGCACAAAAGGCUAGAGAGUCGAUCGAAUCAUUGAGGCCGGCCUCUAUACUGUCUGAGAAAGACCAGAACAGGACCAGUUAUCUCUUCAACAGAGCACAGCAGACAUUAUCUAAUGCCGCGACUACGGCAUCUCUGGCCUGGGGUGAUGCGGAGCGUUCUACUAUAAUGAUAAAAGCCUUCGACUCUGUCAAAACCUCGGCCAAAGAAAGGCUUUCCACAUUCUCACGGCGCAAUGUCGAGGCUACAGAUCUAGACUCACACGGAAAUGCUCUUGGUCUUACGACACUAGUAGAACGACCGUCACCACUUGCCAACGACUCAUCUGCUUUCGACCUACCGACUGACCGCACGGUACAGAAGGCGUCUUCACAGUCGCAGGAAUCACUCGGUGGGUCGACAUUGAACCAGAUCAAUAGCUCAACACUCGCAGCAACAGUGGAAAGUGUGAAGAGUCACAGAAGUUCGGAAGAAGAGCGCCGAUCCGGCAGCACUACACCACCAUAUGCGACGAGAUCAGCAACACUACGCUCUGAUCUAGGCAGUACAGACUCUCUACAAGAGACUGAAGAGUAUUUUGACAGGCCGAUAACAGCCGAUGACUUUACCCUUUCACCUGGUACAACCCUAUCAGAGGCAUCACCGUCACAGUCAAUAUCGGACACGUCCCCAAGGGCGCCUAGCGGCCAUUGGACGAGGGCGAUGCCAUUCUCUCAGAUGUCCCUAGACAGUGCCAGUGCCAGCCCCAUGAGUCCGGCGUGGUCAAAAGAUUCUUCCAUCGUUCGUGAGAAAGGCUGCACGAUCAGGCCUCUCGAACUGCCAAGCGACCUUAUGCAUACUCUGGAGCCCGAUGCAUAG
Molecule: messenger RNA, 1800 nt
Organism: Alternaria metachromatica
Lineage: Eukaryota; Fungi; Ascomycota; Dothideomycetes; Pleosporales; Pleosporaceae
Exons: 3
Coding region: 1-1800 (599 amino acids)
Biological process (GO): protein phosphorylation; meiotic recombination checkpoint signaling
Cellular component (GO): cytoplasm; nucleus
Molecular function (GO): protein serine/threonine kinase activity; ATP binding
Source: RefSeq, a predicted model, not a curated record